This is a messenger RNA of Paramacrobiotus metropolitanus, 1183 nucleotides long. RefSeq names its product N66 matrix protein-like. The record is from RefSeq and is a predicted model, not a curated record. Lineage: Eukaryota; Metazoa; Tardigrada; Eutardigrada; Parachela; Macrobiotidae. Bases 216 to 989 code for a protein of 257 amino acids. The transcript has 3 exons.
AUAUAUAAGCCCAUAAACCAGAAUAUUAUAAGAUACAUAUUCUCUAGUUGCUUUCUGAAGUAUACGUAGUGAUACCGGUACAUGUUUAAUGUUGUACUUUUUACAAUUGCUGUCGGCAAACUUUUACGUGAAUCCAAACGUAAAAUUUCCCUUAAACGCAUUUGAUUGAUAUCACUUUAUUAGCAAAUACUGAGCAGUCUCGGAACAGCUUUAAAAUGUUACGACAAAUAAUAUUUCUAUCCCUUAUUGUCGGAAUACUUGCGGCCAACAACUUCUUUGACCGUGGAGGCUCAAGUGGAGGCCAAGAUAGCAGACUUUCCGGAAACCGAGACCAGCUACAAUCAGGUAACUCCAGAAAUGGUCAAGAUAACAGAGGAUCAAGCUUCGGCGAUCGAUCUCGCAACCACGAUGACGAUGACGAUGACGAUGAUGACGACGACGACCAGCAUGAUCGCCGAGUAACUACACGACCAAACCAGCCAUCAAAUCACAAGAAGAACCGCAAACACCAUAAAAAUCGGCACAACAAGAAUAAGAAUAAAGGCGGUACCGGCACCAAUCCCAGUGGUACCAACGUGGACGAAGACAAUUUCGACGAUCGCCGCGACUCUAACUUUGGUAACCGUAAUACCGAUAGCGGCAACUUCGAUCGGCAAUCAGCGGGUGGCGACCGCUCGCGGGGCACUGGCGGGCAAGGCGGAAAUAGUUGGUCACAGGGCGGUAAUGCGGGUAACCGAGACAGCGAUACCGAUGACCGACGUCGAGGAACUGGGGGAUCCAACGCGGGCAGACUCGGGGGGCAAGAAGGUUCUUCGCCGAUUAGUGUGGUAUCGCGCGGCCAAGGACGUCCUGGCAGUUCGGCAGGGUGGCAGUCCGGUGGCGGUUUCAGUGAUCGUAACGAGGGGAGCGGUGAACCUGGUACUCAAAUCAAUGGAUUCAAUGCUCAACAAGGCCGUGGUUCCAAUUCCAACCGCGGUUUCCGUCGAUAAAGUGUUGCUCUCGAUUACAUGAUACUCGUACAUGUACAUUCUAAUCCUACUAAUUUUAAUUAAGCUAGGAGUAAUGGUGAAAUUUAUAUACAAACUUUUAAGUUGGUGUACAGUACGAGUAUUUGUUAUGUAGUGUAAUGUUUACUGUGCUAGAGGAAUAAACAAAGUAAAGAGGAAUCAAAUAGCUAGAAGAA